This is a messenger RNA of Cetraspora pellucida, 687 nucleotides long. NCBI's taxonomy places the organism in Eukaryota, Fungi, Glomeromycota, Glomeromycetes, Diversisporales, Gigasporaceae. The record is from the annotation of a GenBank genome assembly.
AUGAACGUUCGCAACGAACUUAAUCAACUAUUGCAAGAAGAGGCUUACAACCAUUCAAGAAAGCCCAAACCUAGCCGUUAUCCUAACAAUAAAACACAGGUGAGGUUGCUUAGCAGUCUACUUGCAGGCCCAGCUCUGGCAUGGUUUGCCCCACUCUUUGAAAAAAAGUCAGCACUGUUAAACGAUUUCAAUAGUUUCAUCAGGGAGUUCAAAACUACCUUUGGUGACUCAAACAAGGAUUGUUGCGGUGGAAACAAAUUUGGAAAGUUCGGAAAAAGAGGAGUCCCAACUGUAGUAAGAGACACUCUUGUUAUAACAGUCUCUAUACAGCUCCUAGACAAAUCCAUGUUCUUUGUUAACACAUUAAUAGACUCUGAUGCUUCAGCGUGCUUCCUUAAUUAUAUGUUAGCACAUCAAUACAACUUACCUACUAGAAGAAAAAAGACACUACUAUCGGUAGAAGUGAUAGAUGGCCAAGAAAUAUCGUCGGAGGCAGUCAUUUAUGAAACUAAGCCAUUGAUGAUAAGGUAUCAGGACCAUUGUGAGGAAAUCACAUUCAACCUGAUCCAAACACCGCACUAUCAAGCUAUUCUAGAAUUAAUAUGGUUGGCUCAUCACAAUCCUAACAUUAAUUGGUGUGAACAUAUACUAAAAUUUCCAGAUGCAGUUUGUAUUCUUCACAUUUAG